AUGCCUUAUUUUGCCAUUCAGAUCUCUUCCACUCUUCCCUUUGUCGCUGUACAACACCCAGCUCCCAUGACUCUCCAUAUCUUUGAUCCGCUUCAGGACUGCGAAAUCAGAACCACCGCUAAACUCCUAAAGGAUUUCAACGGUGAUGCCAAAGUUCACUUCAUCCAGAUCGACCGUCUAGAUCCUCCAAAGAAACAAGCCAUCAAAUACCUCAACAUCGAACGCCACGGUGGCGGCAAGCUCCCUUACAUCCCCAGAAGAACCUAUGCGUACUACUACCUAAACGAUCGCAUGCCUCUCUACAAAGCUCUGUGCAACGUUUCAGACAAGCGAGUCAUCGCCAACCAAGCCACGCCGGAGGGCACCGUGGGUCCUUUGCUUCCCGAAGACAUCACCGCUGUCGAAGAGGCCAUCAUGAAGCACCCCAAAGUCCUUGCCGAAAUUUCCAAACUAAAAAUCGACAACCUAUACUACGACCAUUCGCGUCUGGGCAAGCUCGGUUACUCCGUUGUUUGUGAACCUUGGAUGUACGGAACCGACUCUCCAAAUGAAAAAAUCCCUCUCAUCCAAGCUUACAUGUACAUGAAACUCGAUCACCCGGAAGCCAAUCACUAUUCUAUCCCACUACGUUUCUCUCCCGUCUUCGAGUAUCUCACCCAUAAGCUUGUCAGAAUUGAUUUUUUGCCCGCCGGUGCCGAUGAAAAGUAUGUUAAAGAAACUUUACCUUACAGACAAUUCGAAACUGUUGAAUACCAUCCCGAACUUAUCGAAAAUACUCCAACCAGGAAAAACCUGAAACCUCUCAUCGUCUCGCAACCGGAAGGUGCUUCUUUUGAAAUCGAGGGUUCUAAAGUCAAAUGGCAAGAUUGGGAAUUCCGCAUUUCUACAAACGUUAGAGAGGGUUUUGCUCUCUAUGAUGUCUUCUUCAAAGGUAGGUCCCUCUUUUACAGAGUGGCCUUGAACGAAAUGACCGUGCCUUAUGCUGACCCAAGAGCUCCCUUCCACAGAAAGCAAGCGUUUGAUUUGGGUGACUGUGGGUUUGGUAACACUGCUAAUUCCUUAGCUUUGGGUUGUCAUUGUCUCGGGGUUAUCAAAUACUUGGACACCAGAAGAGCGGAUCAAGAAGGUAACCCAGUGCUGAUUCCAUCGACAAUAUGUAUGCACGAGCAAGAUUACGGUCUGUUGUAUUUGCACAAGAACUACAGAAAUGACAAUACCGUUGCAACGAGAAGAAGAGAAUUUGUUAUCCAAACUAUUGCAACAGUAGCUAACUACGAGUAUGUUGUCAAUCUCAUCUUCGACCAAGCCGGUGCCAUUACUGUGCAAGUCAGGGCCACCGGUAUUCUGUCGACGAUGCCUAAUGAUGAGAAUAUGGUAACCGAUUUUGCGACUAUUGUUGGCCCCGGCGUCACUGCGCCAUUCCAUCAGCAUUUACUGUCCUUCAGAUUCGACACGAGAAUUGACGGAGAUGACAACACAGUUGUCUACGACGACUACGUCCCAAUGGAAGAAAAUACUGCUAUGAACCCUUAUAACGUCGGGUUCCGUCAAGAAAGAACUUUUAUGGAGAAAUCUGGAUACGUGGAGCAAUCGCCGUUCACUAACCGCACCUACAAGGUAAUCAACGAGAAAUCUAUCAACCCUGUCACUUUGAAGCCUGUGGGAUACAAGUUCGAAAUGCCCGCGAAGCAGAUGAUUAUUGCUUCCAAGAAUUCGUAUAAUGCUAAAAGAGCUCAUUAUGCUACUCAACAAUUCUGGGUUAGCAAAUACCAUGAUGAUCAGCUUUACGCGGCCGGCGAGUUCACGAAUCAAUCUCAGGUAGACACGGGGCUCUGCAAAUGGGCAGAUGGUAGUGAGAGCGUCAGAAACACCGACACCGUUGUGUGGGCUACGUUAGCAUUGACACAUCCACCAGCCACAGAACAAUUUCCGGUCAUGACCUCGGACUUCCUGCAAUUUUUGGUUACCCCAGUUUCUUUCUUUACAAAGAAUCCUGCUUUGGAUGUUCCUUUAGCCAACAACAACUUCAAUAAGUCGGUCUACUACGAAGACGCUCAGAAAUCUGCAGGUUUGGCUUCUAAAGAUUCUUCAUCCACCGCUUCUUGCUGCAAAAGCAACAUCUGA
This is a messenger RNA of Lachancea nothofagi CBS 11611, 2124 nucleotides long. NCBI's taxonomy places the organism in Eukaryota, Fungi, Ascomycota, Saccharomycetes, Saccharomycetales, Saccharomycetaceae. The record is from the annotation of a GenBank genome assembly.